Messenger RNA from Closterium sp. Yama58-4, 1890 nucleotides. NCBI's taxonomy places the organism in Eukaryota, Viridiplantae, Streptophyta, Zygnematophyceae, Desmidiales, Closteriaceae. The record is from the annotation of a GenBank genome assembly.
AUGGUGGUCGUCAACCACCAUUCCGACCGUAGGCAGUUCAGGGCACUCCACGUCACGGCGGCAAAUGCCAUUUCCAUCGUCGCGGCGGUACCGUCGCCUCCCAUCACCGUCUUUUCGUCGCCCUCCCUUCCCCUGCCCGUCGCGCUCCCUUCCCUGCCCGUCGCGCUCCCUUCCCUACCCGUGGCGCUCCCUUCCGUCAUUCCCGACACAUAUUGCCUUCUCGUCAUUCUCCCUUUUCGUGGCUAUUUUUGUUUUUUUCCUGCACGUCGCCCUCGCUUCCCCUCCCCGUCGCGCUCCCUUUCCCUCCCCGUCGCGCUCCCUUCCCCUCACCGUCGUGCUGCCUUCCCCUCCCCUGUCGUGCUCCCUUCCCCUCCCCGUCGUGCUCCCUUCCCCUCCCCGUCGUGCUCCUUCCCCUCCCCGUCUCGUUCCCUUCCCCUCCCCGUCGCGCUCCCUUCCCCUCCCCGUCUCGUUCCCUUCCCUCCCCGUCUCGUUCCCUUCCCCUCCCCGUCUCGUUCCCUUCCCCUCCCCGUCUCGUGCCCUUGCCCUUCCCUACUUUCCUCUCUUGUUCUUCCCUCCUUUCUCUCCUCGCCUUACCCUCCGCAUACCAUUGCAUUCCACCGUGCACUGCAUCCCGUUUCGUCAUUUUCGCCAAGUCCGCUUCCCACCACUCUCGUUUCCCCCCUUGUACUUUCCCCCGUUCCCCCACUGCCCCCCCUUUCUUUCCCCGUGUCUCCCUUUUCGCCCAUGUUUCUCCCGCCUUUCCACCCUGUCCUGAAGUCCCUUGUCCCUCCCUCCCUUCCCCCGCUGACCUUCCCACCGUUUUCCCCCUCCCCCCUCCCUCCCUUUCCCCCGUGUCCUCCCUCCCCUUGCCCCUCAAUCCCUGACUCCUUGUCCUUCCCUCCCUUCCUCUUAGCCCGCCCAGCCUCAAUCCCAAGACCCUUGUCCCUCCCCCCUUCCCCCCCCAUGUCCUUCCCUCCGUCCUUUCCUCCGUUUCCCCCUUCUCCCUCUCACUCGCCCUCCCUCUCCCUCCACGCUUCUCGCCCUUAUCCCCACACAUGUCCUCCUCCUUUCCUUCCCAUCUCUCACCGAACCCUCUCUUUCCUCCCCUCCCCCCUUGCUCCAUUUCUUCUAAUUUCCGCCCUUCCCCCUCUUCGCCUCUCCUUCCCUCCCUCGCUGUCCCUCUCUCUUCGCCUCUCCUUCCCUCCCUCGCUGUCCCUCACUCUUCGCCUCUGCUUCCCUCCCUCGCUGUCCCUCUCUCUUCGCCUCUCCUUCCCUCCCUCGCUGUCCCUCUCUCUUCGCCUCUCCUUCCCUCCCUCGCUGUCCCUCUCUCUUCGCCUCUCCUUCCCUCCCUCGCUGUCCCUCUCUCUUCGCCUCUUCUUCCCUCCCUCGCUGUCCCUCUCUCUUCGCCUCUCCUUCCCUCCCUCGCUGUCCCUCUCUCUUCGCCUCUCCUUCCCUCCCUUGCUGUCCCUCUCUCUUCGCCUCUCCUUCCCUCCCUUGCUGUCCCUCUCUCUUCGCCUCUCCUUCCCUCCCUCGCUGUCCCUCUCUCUUCGCCUCUCCUUCCCUCCCUUGCUGUCCCUCUCUCUUCGCCUCUCCUUCCCUCCCUUGCUGUCCCUCUCUCUUUGCCUCUCCUCCUUUCUCUUUCAGCCCCUCUCCUCCUUUUUCUCUCAGCCCCUCUCCUCCUUUCUCUUUCAGCCCCUCUCCUCCUUUCUCUCUCAGCCCCUCUCCUCCUUUCUCUCUCAGCCCCUCUCCUCCUCUCUCUCAGCCCCUCUCCUCCUUUCUCUCUCAGCCCCUCUCCUCCUUUCUCUCUCAGCCCCUCUCCUCCUUUCUCUCUCAGCCCCUCUCCUCCUUUCUCUCUCAGCCCCUUUCCUCCUUUCUCCCCACCGUGGGUAA